AUGUGCAGUAAUCUUCCAUUUCUUACUAUGCUUGGUCUUUCUGGCAAUCAGCUGAGUGGCGCGAUUCCCACAAAUCUAUCCCAAUGUUCAGGGCUUGAGUUGUUGGGCCUCUCUUACAACUCUUUUAGUGGGGAGAUACCUUCAGAAAUCGGCUACUUAACAUCUCUUCAGAUUCUAUAUCUUGGUGGUAACAAUUUGAAUGGAAUACUACCACAUGAGAUUGGCCAUCUUCAGAGUUUGGUUGAGUUCGGUGCUGAAGGGCUUAUUCCCACUGAAUUUGGCCAACUUUACCAUUUGGAGAGAUUAUCAUUAUCAUUCACCAGCUUGAGUGGUUCGAUUCCACAUGAGCUCUUUAACAUUUCAACUCUUCGGAUUCUUGGACUUAACGACAAUGCUCUGUCAGGGGUUCUUCCAACCCAUUUAUGCCAUGCCUCUCCCUUUCUUGAAGAACUUUAUCUUGCCAAUAAUUCUAUCACCGGAGCAAUACCCAACUCCAUCUCUAACUGUUCUCAACUCACAAUUCUCUCACUUUCUGAAAACAAAUUCAGUGGUUAUAUACCUACUCAUCUCGGCAACCCAAGGCAUCUCCAACUUCUUCAACUGAACAGCAACAAUCUUACCCAGGCACCAUCUUCUUCCUUCAUUACUUCAUUGACAAAUUGCAAGUCUCUAACUAUUUUGUCAAUUGGUGAUAAUCCUCUAAAUGGUGUCAUUCCAGCUUCUGUCGGAAACUUAUCUUCCUCACUUCGAAUAUUCAUUGCCAACAACUGCAAAUUCAGUGGCAGCAUUCCUGUUGAAAUUGGCAAUUUAAGCAAUUUGAUGACAUUGGCUUUGCAUGGCAAUGAGUUAUCUGGUAAUAUUCCACUAACUAUAAGCCAUUUGCAUGAACUUCAAGGAUUAUAUCUGAGUGAUAACAGGUUGGGAGGCUCAAUACCACAUGCUAUAUGUGAUAUAUUCAGCCUCAAUACUUUAGUUAUGAGCAAGAAUCAAUUUUCAGGCACAAUUCCUAAAUGUUUGGGAAAUAUCUCUUCUUUAAGAAAUCUUCUUCUAGACUCCAACAUUUUGAAUUCAAGCAUACCAUCAAGCUUAUGGGGCCUAAAAGAUUUGAUCACUCUAGACUUGUCCUCAAAUUCAUUAAAUGGGUCACUACCUCUAGAGAUGAGUAACUUAGGAGCAGCGAUCUAUGUAAACCUAUCGAUGAAUCAGUUGUCAAAGUCUAUUCCUAGCACUAUUGGGAAGUUGCAGAAUUUGAUCAAUCUGUAUUUGGCAAAUAAUAGACUAGAAGGUUCUAUUCCUGUGUCUAUGGGAAGCAUGAUCAGUUUGGCAAAUCUCGACUUGUCGUACAACAACCUCUCUGGUUCAAUUCCAAAGUCUUUAGAAACACUUCAACACCUCGACUACUUUAAUGUCUCUUUUAAUAGUUUAAGUGGAGAAAUUCCUAAUGGAGGUUCUUUUAGAAACUUCACUAUGGAUUGUUUUAAGGGUAAUGAGGCAUUGUGUGGAAUCCCCAAGUUCCAUGUCCAAAUUUGCUCUUCAAUUUCUAAUCACAGAUCAAAGAGAAAGAAGGUGGAACGAGCUUCAUUUAUUGUUUUCGGGAUUGUGGCUUUCAUCUCAGUUGUUUCUUUAGCCUUUAUAAUUGUCAAAAACAAAAGGAAAGAUAAGACGACAGGCAGAGAAGUUGAUGAGCUGAAAUCCAUUGUGCCAGAAAGAAUCUCUUAUUAUGAAUUGUUGCAAGCAACGGAAAGAUUCAAUGAAAGCAAUUUACUUGGCACCGGGAGUUCUUGCUCUGUUUAUAAGGGAAUUCUUAACAAUGGGAAGGAUAUCGUUGUCAAGGUGUUUAAUAUGCAGCUAGAAGGUAUUUCAAGAAUAUUUGAUGUCGAAUGUGAGAUACUGCGUAGCAUUCGACACAGGAGUCUGACAAGCGUCAUAAGCAGUUGCUCCAAUGAAGAGUUCAAGGCAUUAGUACUUGAAUAUAUGCCAAUGGGAAACCUUGAAAAAUGGUUAUAUUCCCACAACUAUUGCUUGAAUAUGAUGGAAAGAUUGAAUAUAAUGAUUGAUGUUGCAUCUGCUUUGGAGUAUCUUCACCACGGUUGUUCAAUGCCCAUUGUCCACAGCGACUUGAAGCCUAGUAAUGUGCUGUUAGAUGAAGACAUGGUUGCCCAUGUAAGCGACUUUGGGAUAGCAAAGUUGUUAUGCGAUGGAGAUAGCUCUGUGUUAACCAACACGCUAGCAACAUUGGGUUACAUCGCUCCAGAGUAUGGUUUGGAAGGGCUAGUUUCAACAAGGUGUGAUGUGUAUAGCUACGGGGUGAUGUUGAUUGAAACUUUUACAAGAAAAAGGCCUAGUGAUGAUAUGUUUUGCGGAGAUAUGAGCUUAAAGAGAUGGGUAGAACUCUCACUUUCGGAGAUCCCGGAUGAAGUGAUAGAUGCCAACUUAGUCAUGAAUUUGGAGGAAGAAAUGAUUGACAAGAAUAUCCAGUGUGUAUCAUCCAUACUUGAAUUGUCUCUAAAAUGCUCUGCCGACUCUCCUGGGGAUAGAAUCAACAUGAAACAAGCACAUGCAGAGUUGCAGAAAAUCAAAAAACGAUUUUCCCAAUGAGAUUCAAGUAAGCUAUUUCAAAGUUCUAAGAUAAUAUUGUUCUAUUAUUAUUUUAUUGUUGCUCAAGGUUUUUCUAUCCAAUUUUUCUCCAUAUUUUAUGUUCUUGAGUUUACAUAUUUUAUGCUCAAAAUAAAAUUGAUGCUUAGUUGUUUAUAUUGUGGCCAACAGAACAAUAUUUGCAUUAACCAAAAGCUCACACUUGAAUUGAGAAGGUAUGCUAGCUAUAUCUGGAAUAAUUGUGUCUCUGUUUCUUCCUAUGCUUUAUAUCCAGUAGUAUUCUAUGUUCUUGAGUUUACAUAUUCUCUUUUUUCUUGUGUUUUACUUUCCAGAGGCAUGUGCAGGUCAUAUGCUCACUUCAUCCAUACUCUUAUUAAUGAUUAAUUAAUGAUAAUUUAAUUAUGUACUCUUAUUAAUUUGUUGUCUUAAUGUGAAAGUAAAAUGUAAUAUACUACUAAGUAAUAUGGGUUGGAUUUUGAACAUGCAUGUUGUAUAUGAGCUGGAUUUUAUUUGUUGAUAAUUUGGGUUGCCAAUUUAACUUUUCGUUACAUAUUGUGUUUUGAAUGGAUAAUUAUGAAAUCA
Salvia miltiorrhiza (redroot sage) is the source of this 3177-nucleotide messenger RNA. RefSeq names its product LRR receptor-like serine/threonine-protein kinase EFR. Gene Ontology annotation, biological process: protein phosphorylation. The transcript is spliced from 4 exons. Gene Ontology annotation, molecular function: ATP binding; receptor serine/threonine kinase binding; protein kinase activity. The coding region runs from base 1 to 2598 and encodes 865 amino acids. Lineage: Eukaryota; Viridiplantae; Streptophyta; Magnoliopsida; Lamiales; Lamiaceae. The record is from RefSeq and is a predicted model, not a curated record.